AUGGCUGGCCCCAGAACCCUCUACGAUAAGGUCUUUAACGACCAUGUCGUUUACAACGAUGGCAAAUCCACAACCCUCUACAUCGACAGACAUCUUGUCCACGAGGUUACCUCUCCACAAGCUUUCGAGGGCCUGAGAAAUGCGGGCCGUUCGGUCAGGAGACCAGACUGCACCCUUGCUACCGUAGACCACAAUGUUCCGACAUCGAGUAGAAAGAGUUACAAGAACGUCUCGAGCUUCAUUGAGGAAGAGGAUUCUCGUCUGCAAUGCACAACCCUCGAAGACAACAUAAAAGCCUUCAAUCUCACCUACUUCGGCCUCGGCGAUGACCGUCAGGGUAUCGUCCAUGUCAUCGGACCCGAACAGGGGUUCACCCUUCCCGGUACCACUGUCGUCUGCGGUGACUCCCAUACUUCCACCCAUGGUGCAUUCGGAGCCCUCGCCUUCGGUAUUGGAACAUCUGAAGUCGAGCAUGUCCUCGCCACACAAACAAUCAUCACCAAGAAGUCCAAAAACAUGAAGAUCCAGAUCGAUGGUCCUUUACAGCCCGGUGUUACCUCUAAAGACGCUAUCUUACAUGCUAUCGGGAAGAUCGGAACUGCCGGUGGAAACGGAUGCGUAAUCGAGUUCUGUGGCUCCACAGUCAAGAGUUGGAGCAUGGAAGCUAGAAUGUCAGUUUGCAACAUGGCUAUUGAAGGUGGUGCUAGGGCUGGAAUGAUCGCUCCUGACGAGAUUACAUUCGAAUAUCUCAAGGGCAAGCCAUUGGCGCCAAAAGUCGACUCGCCGGAAUGGGAGGCUGCAGUUGAAUACUGGGGGGGCUUAAAGACCGAUCCUGGGGCACAAUUUGAUGUCGAAGUCUACAUUGAUAGCAAAGACAUCGCACCAACAGUGUCUUGGGGUACAUCGCCGCAGGAUGUGGUCGCCAUCACCGGGAAGGUCCCAGAUCCCAAAGACUACGAAGACGCCACCAAACGAGCAGGAAUUGAAAGAGCCUUGGAAUACAUGGGUCUCGAAGCCAAUACUCCGAUGGAGGAUAUUCAAAUCGACAAAGUAUUUAUUGGUUCCUGUACAAACUCUAGAAUCGAGGAUUUGAGAGCUGCUGCUAGGAUAGUCAAGGGCAAGAAGAUCGCAGCGAACGUUAAGCGUGCUAUGGUAGUUCCUGGAUCCGGGUUGAUCAAGAAGAAGGCCGAGGCCGAGGGUCUCGAUCAGAUAUUUAGUGAGGCCGGGUUUGAGUGGAGAGAGGCGGGAUGCAGCAUGUGUCUCGGAAUGAACCCUGACAUCCUGUCUCCAAAGGAGAGGUGUGCCAGUACGAGCAACCGAAACUUCGAGGGACGGCAAGGUGCAGGCGGCAGGACGCAUCUCAUGUCUCCCGUCAUGGCUGCAGCUGCAGCUAUCACUGGAUACCUUGCCGACAUCAGGAAACUUGACGGGUUCGACGCACCUGCUGCGCCACCAGAUAAGCCGCAGGUCAGCGUCGGAUCUGAUCAUGAACAGGAUGCUGCGACGAACCAGGAUUAUGAUGACAAGACUUCGGAUAUACCCACAGGGGAGAACCUGCAUGCCGAGGGUGGCGCAGGCGGGUCCGCUGCGGGAUUCCCUCCGUUUACCGUACUCAAGGGAGUUGUCGCCCCGCUCGCUCGCGCCAACGUCGACACCGAUGCCAUUAUCCCCAAACAAUACCUCAAAACCAUCAAAAGAACCGGUCUUGGUGUCGCUCUCUUUGACCAGUGGAGGUACCUUCCCAACACUGAUCAUGUCGAGAACCCAGAGUUCGUUUUGAACAAGCCACUUUACAGAAAUGCAAAGGUUCUUGUUGUUACGGGACCAAACUUUGGCUGUGGAUCCAGCCGAGAGCACGCUCCAUGGGCUCUCCUUGACUUUGGUAUCAAGUGCAUUAUCGCACCUAGUUUCGCCGAUAUCUUCUUCAACAAUACUUUCAAGAAUGGCAUGCUCCCCAUCCCCAUCGAUGACCAGUCUAUCAUCGACAAAAUAGCCGAACUUGCUACGAACAAUAAGGAGAUCGAGGUGGACUUGGUCAACCAAGAGAUCAAGACGGAAGAUGGAGAAGUUAUCACAAAGUUUGAAGUUGAAGAGUUCAGGAAGCACUGCCUCGUAAAUGGGCUGGAUGAUAUCGGCUUGACAAUGCAGCACGAGGAUAAGAUUGUUAGAUAUGAAUCGAAGAGAUCUGAGCUGUAUCCAUGGUUGGAGGGUACUGGCUACAUGGCCAAGUAUAGGAAAGGACCGGUUAAGGUUGAAGCUGUGAAGGUACCCCGGGCUGGUAGGAGAGGAGGCAAGCUUGAUUGGUAG
Molecule: messenger RNA, 2307 nt
Organism: Orbilia oligospora ATCC 24927
Lineage: Eukaryota; Fungi; Ascomycota; Orbiliomycetes; Orbiliales; Orbiliaceae
Exons: 4
Coding region: 1-2307 (768 amino acids)
Biological process (GO): L-leucine biosynthetic process
Cellular component (GO): 3-isopropylmalate dehydratase complex
Molecular function (GO): 3-isopropylmalate dehydratase activity; 4 iron, 4 sulfur cluster binding
Source: RefSeq, a predicted model, not a curated record